Molecule: messenger RNA, 1434 nt
Organism: Entamoeba histolytica HM-1:IMSS
Lineage: Eukaryota; Evosea; Mastigamoebida; Endamoebidae
Exons: 3
Coding region: 1-1434 (477 amino acids)
Source: RefSeq, a predicted model, not a curated record
AUGACUGAUACUAAUGCAUUCAAUAAUUUAUUAUUUGACACAAGCAGUGGAUUAUUAAUGUCAAUCUGUUGUAAUUUAAUAUAUGAUCCUACAGAUCAAUUUUGUCAAAAAAAUGCAUCAUGUGUUAUGGAAUACUUUUCUGCAUAUGGAAAAAUGCAAGACUUAUUUAUUUGGGCAUUUGAAAAAGAAUAUCUAGAAAAAAGAAAUGCACGAGAUGAAGUAGAAACAUAUAGAUUUUUUACGACAUUUAAUUAUCUUUAUGCUAUUGAUAAUUUUUUUGAUUAUUCAAAAGAAGUAAUUAAACCAUUAUUUGAAGAUCGUACAAUGCUUGACUCAAUUGAUAUUGAUUUAUUUAGAGGAAAUUUAGAUGAAUAUACGAAAGAAAUGAAUGAAAAGUAUUACAAAAAUAUUCAAGACUUAUUAAAAAUGAUUCAAAUAUUAAAAAAUGGAUUUGAAGUAUAUUUAAGAUUAAUUCCAAUGAAUUAUUUUACAAUGUUAAAUGGAAUAUCUAAAUUACUUGAUAAUCCAAUUUAUAAGAAAAAAGGAUUUAAUUCCAGUUUAUUUGGUAAAAUUAUUAAAUUAACAGUAACUAAUUUUAUGAAAAAUAAAAGAAUGCUCAGAAGAGCAUUUCAAAAUACUGACCAAUAUAUUGAAAAAAUUGGGUUUGUUGCUGAUACUUUAGAGAAAAUGCUUAAUAAAUGUAAUGAACCUUAUGUUAUGCACCUUGUUGCUGUUGCACAUAAUUUAGAAGAAUUUAUGUCAAUUGAAACUAUUUUAGAACAUUCAAAAUAUGAAGAAAAACAACAAACUCAAGAAGUAUGUCAAAUGUCUUCAAAUGAAUUAGCUUCUUUAAUUAAAUGUAAUAUUCUUCCUAUUAAAAGAAUGUUAUCUCCAUUAAUUAGGGUAGAAGUAUCAAAAGCUUUAUCAUUAUCUGGUUGCUCUUCUGAUGACUUCUUAAUUUACACUAAUGUACUCCGUUCUUUUGAAACUUUCUCAAGAGAAUUUUACACCUAUUUUAAAGCAGUAUGCAGUGAAGAAGAAAGUAAAUUAAGACAAUUAAAUUCUAUUAAAGAAAAAGUUGGUCAAUCAAAUAAUAUAUUAAAAGAAAAGAAGAUAAAAAAUAUGAAACUAAAAGAACAAUUACAGCAACUUUGUAUUAAAAAAGGAAUUCAUAAUUUUUCUGAUAUUUUAUUAAAGACAACAACUUCUACAUCUGGUCCACUUACUACUCAAUUAAAUUUAGAACGUCAUAAAGGAAAAUUAAAUGAAAGUACACAACAACAAAAAUUAGUAACAAAAAAUGAGAUUAAGAAAGUAACACAAGGUGAAAAGAAAGCUGAGAAGAAAAGAAAAGCUGAACAAAAGAAAAUGGAAAAAGAAGAAAAAAAAAGAAAAAGAGAAGAAGAAAAGAAAUCAAAAAAAGAUGUCAAAUAA